GUGCGACCGGUUCGUUCUUCGCAUUCGGCACAGUGUGCUUUACCUUUAAAGGCCAGGUUCACCCACGACCUGAUAAAGCGCGAUUCUCUCGCCAAAAAAAAAGAAAAAAAAAGUUCGUGAAUAAAACCCCUCGCGCGAUAUAUUUUAUUCAACGUUCACAAACCCCCUUUCGCCUCUCACGACUGGAAAGUUCACACCCAAAAUUGACUUAUCGAGUGCCACACGACAUCGUUUCUUUUUUCAAAUUCAAAUUCUCUCUCAGUGACCACGCUUCUUUUUUUUUCUCCCUCUUGGGAGUAUUUUACGAAUAAAAACAAACUUUUUCAAUUCGAAAUAAUAAGAAAAUUUACAAAUUGUCAUUAAUUGAGAAAAAGAAGUUGAUUCGAAAACAAAAAUAAAAAAUGUUUGGAAAAGUUUUGAAUAGGGAAAAUAAAUCAAAUAUUGUGACAGAGAUGAUAAUUAAAAGAUGAGAAAGAGAGAAACAAUAGAAAGUAGAAGACAUAAAGAUAACAAGAAACGUGGGGAACAAAUUGAAAUCAGAAAUGUCGAGAAAUUCUCAAUUUAAUGAAGCGUUUAAUUAUUAUCAUCAUCAUCAACGAUGAUAUUUUUCCUAUAGACAAAAUUCAACCAAUACCAUCACCGCACUGAGAGUCCAGUUUAUGAGGAAAUAGUGGAAUCAGCAACAGGACUGGGGUUAUCAGCGAGAUGGAGAUUUGAUGGCGUAAUCAAAAGUUAUAGCUCUAACCAAAGUGCAUCAGCAUUAGUAUAGCACACGGCGCGAUUAUGAAAUCGAUUCCAGAUAUAUACAAUGUUACAUAGGGAGUGAACAAAUUCAAAUAAUAAUUAUAAUCUUAUAUGUGUUUCGCGCUUUUAAUGAAUUCAUUUUCUUUUGAAUUUUAAUCAGUUUUUUUUAUUUUCAUUUUUUUUGAAAGAAAAUUUGUAUAUAAAAAAAAAAGGGGGGAAGAGAUUGUAGGGAGAAAACGAGUUAAUAUAAAAAGAAAGUAGCGGAAAACUGAUGCAUCCUCUGGCACCCUUGUGAGAAGUUUGAGGGGUGCAACGAGCGCGAGCAUAUAAAAGGGGGAGACAAGCGAAAAGGAAGAAGAAGCAUUCAGUGUCGCAAUCGCAGAAUGGAGGAAGAAAAAUCGACACGCUAAGGAGCCACUAGCUGCAGCUGCAGCUGCGGCGACUGCACAUGCAGCGGUCCCUGCAACUGCGGCCAAUUGCAGCGCCAAGUGAUAUCGACGCUUCACGAAAAAAGCAAUGCAGAACGUUGCCGGCGAAUAUUAUCAACGAGCGCCAAGAUGUUGUCCGAAUCGCUCGGCACCGGACAGAAUCAAACUUUCCAACACUGGUCGUGGCGCGGAAUUGCUUUGCUGUUGUUGCAGCUGCAGCAACUCCCCGUCAACAAAAACGCCGGGAUUUCUUGCGAGCCUCGGCGUUUGCAUCCUUGUACUUGGUUACACGUUACUCGGAGCUUUCGCCUUCAUGGCCCUUGAGGGCGGACUCAAGUCGGAGCCACCGACUGAGAUAGUGUCAUCGUCAAACCAGAAACCCGACGCCUCAGGAAGUGGUGGGUUAUCGUCGUCGUCGUCAUCAACUUCGUCCUCAUCCUCAUCAUCAGCAGCAGCAUCAUCAGGAUCAUCAUCAUCAUCAUCAUCAUCCUCGUCGCCUUCUCCGUCUUCGCUAGUUCCAAUUCUUGAAGAGGAUAACACAGUGGUACAACUGAGAGCACAAACUGUCGAGAGGCUUUGGAGUUUGACCGAAGAUUUAAACGUCCUCUACAAGGAGAAUUGGACUCGAUUGGCCGCGCACGAAGUCCUCAAGUUUCAGGAGAGUCUGGCACGUGAUUUGAGGAGUCCUCUUUCGCAUUCUGUGUACGAAUCCGUCAUACCAACACGACGCCGAGAUCUUCACGAGAAGCGAUCACACUUACGGCGAUGGACCUUCAGUAGCAGCCUCCUUUACUCUCUCACGCUUAUCACAACAAUCGGAUACGGUAGUGUCGCACCACGUACAGUUUGGGGCAAAUUAAUCACGAUUGUCUACGCCCUUGCCGGUAUUCCAUUAAUGUUGGUCUAUUUGAGCACAGUGGGAGAUGUCCUGGCAAGAAGCUUUCGUAGACUUUACGGUCGAAUCUGUCGACCUCGAAGUUGUGCGCGAAAGCAGCAGCCACCACCGCCACCGCCGCCAGUGUCAGGUGUCAUGGGAAAAGCAUAUCGCUACGACAACCACGUCGAGACAAAGGGAGCUGGAAACUUUUAUGCGCCAAGUAAAGAGAGUUCUUGUGACGAUCUUGGCACUCGUAGCACCGGAAGUGCGAUUUUACUCGAUUGUGGAAGCGAGGGUCUUCUUCAUCCGACGACAAGUUCCACCAUAGCCCUCCAGGAGUCCUACAACAAUGGAAAGAGACAUUACUAUCCAUGUACACUUUCGUUGAAUUCAUCGACAACUUGUGCCAACGAUUUGAAUAAUCCGGUGAAAGUGCCAAUAACUCUUUGUCUAUUAAUAAUAAUUGUGUACAUAUGCGGCGGAGCAGUGAUGUUUAAUCGCCUCGAGGGUUGGACACUUUUGGAAGGUGGUUAUUUCUGCUUCACCAGUCUUGGUACAAUAGGAUUUGGCGAUUUAUUGCCAGCUGGCAAGAAUGCCCAAAAUCCUACACUCGAAGAAUUAAGUCUAUGCGCCUGCUGCUUGUACAUUCUUGCUGGAAUGGGAUUGAUCGCCAUGUGCUUCAAUUUGGUACAAGAAGAGGUGGUACGCGCGGUCAGAGUCUUUGGUAAAUCUUGUGGAAUGUCGAGCGGGAUGAUGGUCAGCGGCCAGAUAGGAGGUUCAGGCGGUGGAAACGGCGUCAAAUCCGAGCCAGAUGGUGGCCUUGGAGCAUCAACAGAUUCAAGAUUAUCGGAGCAGAAUGACGAGGCAAUCGCAAUGUCAGUGGUGUCGACUUCCUGACAACAGCCAACCAGGA
Messenger RNA from Leptopilina boulardi, 2962 nucleotides. Its product is annotated as potassium channel subfamily K member 18-like. Gene Ontology annotation, molecular function: potassium ion leak channel activity. The record is from RefSeq and is a predicted model, not a curated record. Bases 1261 to 2946 code for a protein of 561 amino acids. The transcript has 6 exons. Lineage: Eukaryota; Metazoa; Arthropoda; Insecta; Hymenoptera; Figitidae. Gene Ontology annotation, cellular component: membrane. Gene Ontology annotation, biological process: potassium ion transmembrane transport; stabilization of membrane potential.